Messenger RNA from Entelurus aequoreus (snake pipefish), 933 nucleotides. Its product is annotated as olfactory receptor 11A1-like. The transcript has a single exon. The record is from RefSeq and is a predicted model, not a curated record. Gene Ontology annotation, biological process: G protein-coupled receptor signaling pathway. Lineage: Eukaryota; Metazoa; Chordata; Actinopteri; Syngnathiformes; Syngnathidae. Bases 1 to 933 code for a protein of 310 amino acids. Gene Ontology annotation, cellular component: membrane. Gene Ontology annotation, molecular function: olfactory receptor activity; G protein-coupled receptor activity.
AUGGACGCGGAAUUGAAUGGAACAUUUAUAACUCUUGGUGGUUAUGUAGACGUGGACAAAUAUGGAUACGUGUACUUUGUCAUCUUGUUGACAGUAUAUAUUCUCAUCCUGUGUACUAAUUGCACUAUUAUAUAUCUAAUCUGCAUCCACAGGAACCUUCAUGAGCCUAUGUACAUUUUCAUUGCAGCCUUGUCGCUCAACUCGGUUUUGUUCAGCACUGUUCUCUACCCCAAACUUUUCAUUGACGUCUUAUCUCAAAAACAGACCAUUUCUUAUUCCGCAUGCAUGUUUCAAUUUUUGAUAUUUUACUUGUUCGGCGCUUCAGAUAUCUUACUGCUGUCGGCCAUGUCUUAUGACAGGUAUGUGUCUAUCUGCAAACCUCUGCACUAUCCAACUAUCAUGGGGACACGAACGGUCAUCGUCCUCUUGACCGUGGCCUGGUUUCUACCUGCCUGCCAGUUUUCUGUGUCAAUAGUAAUCAUGGCAAACCACAAACUGUGUCAACUUACAUUAGAAGGGUUUUUUUGCAACAAUUCAGUUUACAAGCUUCACUGCAUGACAUCGCCCAUUCUCAACGUGUGGGGGUUAGUCAGUUUGGUCAACCUCUGUCUCAUUCCUUUUAUUUUCAUCAUUUUUACGUACGUGAAGAUAUUCCUAAUAACGUAUCACGGUUGUGUAGACGUCAGGAAAAAGGCCGCAGAGACGUGUCUACCUCACUUGAUGGUUUUAUUCAGCUCUUACUGUUUAGGGUUUUUUGACAUCAUCAUGGCUCGAAUGGAGUCGGAUUUUCCUAAACUUGUACGUUUAGUCAUGACUUUACAAAUAGUGGUGUAUAACCCUCUGUUCAAUCCAAUCGUAUAUGGGGUGAAAAUGAAAGAAAUCCGGAAUUGCAUCAAAAGAUUGUUUUGUCGUCCGGAAAACAAAAUAACAUGA